Molecule: messenger RNA, 8303 nt
Organism: Pangasianodon hypophthalmus (striped catfish)
Lineage: Eukaryota; Metazoa; Chordata; Actinopteri; Siluriformes; Pangasiidae
Gene: mcm3ap
Product: minichromosome maintenance complex component 3 associated protein
Exons: 28
Coding region: 1750-8013 (2087 amino acids)
Biological process (GO): mRNA export from nucleus
Cellular component (GO): cytoplasm; transcription export complex 2; nucleus
Molecular function (GO): RNA binding
Source: RefSeq, a predicted model, not a curated record
AGGCCAUUUCGAAAUUAAAAGAGAAAUUUAAACAUUUAACCACAAUAAAUCUGUGACAGGAAGACUUGAAUGUAUAGGUUUAUUUGUAGAUAUUCCAGUAUACAUAUAAUUAUGUGCUUAUUUAUUUCAUAGGUUUUUUUUAUAUUAUUGUCAGUAACUGCUUUAUCCUUGUCAGGGGUGCAGUAGAUCCAAAGCCUAGCCCAGACGCACUGGGCACAAAGCAGGGAUACACCCUGAAGGGGUGAUAGUCCAUUGCAGGACGUCAUACACACACCUAUAUUCACAUGCUCAUUAACAAUUAGAGGCAAAUUAGAGCACACAGUCCACCUCCUUGCAUGGUUUUGGGAGGUGAGAGGAAACCAGAGAACCCAGAGAAAAUUCAAAUGGACAUGGGAAGAGAAUGUGACGCUACACAAGGCCAGUAUCCCAAGUUCGGGACUGAAAGAAGGACCCUGGAGCUAUAAGGUGGCAAUGCUACCCGCUGCACCACCGUGCCACCCUUUAUUUCAUAGUGCUUGAUAGUAUUAUAUAAUCAUUUUGGUGCUAAUGGAGGGAUGCUCUGGCUACCUCAAUGAAUUGCAACAGAAGUUUGACUGAUGAAAUAGUACACCAUGAAAUAAUACAUCAUGUAAUAGUAGUCCAUUUCCCAUCUGAAAAAUCCAGCUUUGUCUGAUAAGCUAAGCACAGGGUGUGCUGGUCAAGCUGGCCAUCUUUUCCAGCUGGUAAGUUAUUUUCCAGCUUCCUUAUCAUUUCACUUAUUGGCUGACGAUGUAGUAUAAGUAAUAAUACUUGUCUCUGAUGAAGUGUAAGUAAUAAUACUGCCAAAACAGUAUUCAGAAAUGAUUGCCUUUCUACCAGCACUUGCCAAAGAUGGUUGAGCAGUUUGACAGACUCGACCUGUGUUUCAGACUUUGGAUUAGAAUAAAAGUAAUUAAAAGUCUGCCUUUCAACAAAACUUCCAAGGCAAGCAAAUUAUUUUAUUUGUCUAUUUAUGUCUAUUUUAUGCAUAUUUGUAUGCUCCAUGGUAAGUAAAGCCACCUAAUGCUUUUGUUUCUGUACAUUUUAUGAGAACAGGCUUUAUUUUGAGAAGGGAGAGCUGAAAGAUUUUCCUCUUUCCGCCAGAAGGGGGCAGUAGUGUUGUGGGUCAUACGGAACAAACCCGCCAUUACAACGAAGAAGAAGAAAAUGUUGUUGCGCCUUGUUAGCUUUUCGCUGUAGAAAAGGUGUCGCUAAUAACAUAAAUCAGAAACCAAUUUUUUGUGGAAUCGGUCAUUUUGACUGUAUAUAUUGGAUUUAACGAAGGAAACGACUACAGCUUUGGAUUGUGAAGCGUUCAGUGAGUAAGCCAGCUAACGUCGUUGGCGAGGUAAUAGCCAGUUAGCUACCAAGGCUUUAUAUUAAGCGGAUUCCUUAUAAUUAAUCUAUAAGGUUAGCCAGCCAGCUGUUGUUUUAGCUUCUCUUUUACUCCGGUGUAAGGUUUAUUAUGAAAGACGGCAGACGGUUUCUGCUGGGAGAUAUUCAAAAACUUUAUUCCGGAUUGCAUCCUCGGGGAUAAAUAAUGUUCAUGAACUCGGCGAAGGACAGCUUUAAAGGUUUAUUUUUCAUUAUUGAACUUGAAAUGUGCUCAAGCCCUAUCUAUGUAAAGUAACAGGUCAUGGAGCAUAUUGUGAACCAAUAGUCUAAUAGUGAGCCUGUUUGUUAUAGUGUACUUUAGUGUCCAAUCCCGAUACCUGUUCACAUUUAUCCAGAAUGAAUCCAAAUAAUGUCUUUGGUAGACAGCAAGGUGCUUUCCAGACACCAAGUAAUGCCAGUCAGAGUAGUAGCCUGUUCCAGUCACUUUGUCAGCAGAGUACAAGCAGCACGACACCUAACAUUGGCUUUGGGCAGAAGUCAUCAUUUGGCCAGCCUUCGGCUUUUAGUCAACCAUCAGUUUUUGCUCAGGGGUCUGCACAAACAUCUGUUUUUGGCCAAACGUCAUCAUUUGGUCAGUCACCCUCUUUCGGCCAAGGUGGUGGGUUAGGACAGUCCUCUUUCUCCACCACUUCUCAAGCACCAACUUUUGGACAACCAGCUUUGGGACAGGCAACACUUGGAUUUGGAGCACCUCCACCUUCUACCGGACAGAGUCAGACUCCUGCAUUUGGUCAAGUGCAAGCAUUUGGCCAGACCUCUGGAUUUGGUCAAACUACUGGAUUUGGACAAACCACAUCUGGAUUUGGCAUUUCCUCCAGUAACUCGCAACUGCCUAAUAAUUCCAUCAGCACUGGAGGAUCUCAGCCUAACUUUGUUCAGCCAUCUUUUGGUCAGCCAUCGGCCUUUGCUGCUACAAGCUCUGCUGUUAGUGGCCCAAGCAAUACACAGACUAUUGCCUUUGGGACAAAAUUUAGCUUUAAGCCUCCAAAUGAAACUGUCUUCAAACCUAUUUUCAGUGUGAGUCCAGUACCUCCCAGUGUCCAGCCUGUUCCAGUGUCUGAGCCUUUUGUUUCAUCUAAGCCAGUUGCAGGUGGUUCAGAUAGCAGCAGUCCUGGUAGCGCUGGUGCCUUGCUUUUCACAAGUGUAAAACCAAGCACUCUGGGUUUCAGUUUCUCCCAACCUGGGGCAGUCCCUUCAGCAUCGGUUACAAGUGCUAGCAUGUCUCAGACUGCAGGGGGAAUGAUUGGUGGAAACACUCUCCAGUUCACAUUCUCUCAACCUGCCAAUCCCUCCAGCAACAGCAGCAUCGCCACUGCUGCUCAAUCUACCAGCAUUUCCAGCAAUCCUUCUGCAUUUAGCUUCUCUGCAAAAGUUAUUCAGCCCCAGACAGCUUUUGGCCAACCUUCAUUUGCAUUUAGUGGUUCAAAAUCUGAAGAGAGCCCAGAAGUGAAAAAUGAGGAGAGCUCAGGAGAGGCAGCUUUUGGAAGUCUCGGGAAGGGCAUGAAACGGAAAGAAGAGCCCAGUGUCCCAAAUGCUAGUCUAGGAAAAAGUUCCAAAGUUGAGGAAGCACAAGGUGAAUCUCUAGGCCCUAGACAUCCAUCCAAGCGGCCCCUUAUUAGGAGUCGAGGAGCUACAGGCGGACUGUUUAUAAAUGCAUUGAGUGGCCUAAUGAAGGCAUCAGUCAACACCACUAAGAAAGAAGAGCGAACCAAUGACAGGGCUCCUGGGGAGAGACCAGACCCCCAAAUUCCAGAUGUGGAUGCUCCACUUACCCCACCUAGACCUCAGGCUCCUAUAAGACAUGUUCUGGAAAAAGAAGAGAACCCUGUUUCUGAACCUGAAGUAGAGACAGGUAUCCCAUCUCGAAGAGCUGGACGUGGGGAGAGCACUGAUAGCCUGGCUAGUCUUUCUCCCUCUGAACUCACUGCCAUACAAUGCAAGGGAAUCCCACCCAACCUCAACCGGAAAGACCUAGUCAAAAAACAUUUUGGAUACUUUGGGAAAGUGUACAGAGUGUACUGCAGACCUGAAAAGAAUCUUGCUAUUGUACAUUUCCAUGAUAAUGCAUCUGCAGCAAAGGCAAAAAAGAAGGGGAAGAAUUUCCAAGGGAAUGAAAUCCAUAUAUUUUGGCAAAGAAAGAAACAAAGCUCAGGCACAAAAAGAGAGAAAUCUUCAGAAGUCAAGGAUGCAGUUAGUGCAGAAGAGGAGUCAAGGCCAGAGGGCUCUCAGCUCACCCCACUGCGAAAACCACUGCCCAGAUCUCCUGCUGUCAGCACCUCACUUGUUAAGGGAUCUCCUGCCAAGAAGUCCUCUGUAGCUAAAAUCCUCCAGUUUGACAGUGACCCUCAACAGGAUGUGAGUUCAGAGGGACAGAGUGUAGAUCGACCAGUGAUCAUCAUGCCGCCAUCCCUUCAGCCUCUGAUUGGUCAAAUAGCUGAAACAGCAGAGGAAAAGUACCGCCUUCUUGAGCAGAGAGACAAGAUUCUUCGCCAGUUGAGACCAAAGAGAACUGACUUGGACAUGUCCAAAGUGUUUGUGGGCACGUGUCCGGAUAUGUGCCCAGAGAAGGAGCGCUACAUGAGAGAAACUCGCAACCAGCUCAGCAUUUUCGAGCUUGUUCCAGAUACAGAAAAGGUUGACCACUGUGCUGCCAUUAAAGAAUACAGCAGGUCCUCGGCUGACCAGGAGGAGCCUCUCCCUCAUGAGCUACGGCCUCUUCCAGUGCUGAGCAUGACAAUGGACUACUUGGUCACUCAGAUAAUGGACCAGGGUGAGGGUAACUACCGAGACUGGUACGACUUUGUUUGGAACAGAACCAGAGGAAUUCGCAAGGAUAUUACACAGCAGCAUCUCUGUGACCCGGUGACUGUGUCUUUAAUAGAGAAAUGCACUCGCUUCCACAUCCACUGUGCCCACCAUCUGUGCCAGGAGCCUAUGAUGUCCUUUGAUGCCAAGAUUAAUAAUGAGAACAUGACCAAGUGCCUCCAGAGCCUGAAAGAGAUGUAUCAGGACCUGGCCACCAAGGAUGUGUACUGCCCCAAUGAGGCAGAGUUCCGCCAGUACAGCGUUCUGCUCAAACUCAACGAUGGUGAUAUUCUUCGUGAGGUUCAGCAAUUUCGCAAAGAGGUCCGGGACUCUGUGGAGGUGAAGUUUGCAGUCCAAGCUUUUGCAGCCCUCAACAGCAACAACUUUGUCAGAUUCUUCAAGCUGGUGAAAGCAGCAUCUUAUCUAUCUGGCUGCAUUCUCCACAGAUACUUUAACCAAGUAAGGUGUGCUGCACUGAAAGCCUUGAAUGUAGCCUACACUGUGGGUUCUCAGAGGUCUACCACUUUCCCUGUGGAGGACUUGGUCCGAAUGCUUAUGUUUCGCAAUGCUUCUGAAGCCGUUGACUUUUUGCAGCUUUAUGGGCUUACCGUUACUGAUGGUAUGGUUGAGCUGAGCCGUACUGCCUAUCAGGAGCCAGAUCUACCGAUUCCUCUGAAGAGGUCAAUUGCCAUUGAGAAGAAGAAGAUGGUACUGCUUGGGGAGGUUGUGAACGGAGGCCCACUGCCCAACCCGCCACAGCACAUGCCAGUCUGCAGCUUUGACUCAAACAAUAAAUACAGGGGAGAUUUAGCUUCCUUGGAGUCAUUGCCAGCUGCCAUGAAAGUGAAACCCCUGGUUGAACUGGACCCAAGGCCUCAGCUCAAACCCAAAUUGCUGGCUGAGCCAAGGCUGUUUAUGGAGCCCCCUGCAGUGGUGGAGCUGGCCCAGCAUGAAGACACACAGGAGACUGGAGAGUCCUCACAACAUAUUGUACCAGUGCUCCCAGUAAACCCCCAGCUCAUGUUCCAGCCCAUUGCUCAGCCCCUAGCUCAGCCCCUAGCUCAGCCCCAGCCUGUCAGACCCCCAUCUCCAAAGAGAGAACCAGCCUACUCAGACCAGGAUUUAAUGGCCGAAGUGGAGUCUGUGGUGGAGGAGACUCUGGCGGAUGAAGUCUUAAACAUAGCUAAAGCUGGGGCUCAGUAUGUCUCUGCAGCGCUGAGUGUGAGUGAGAGUGAGCUACAGACAAUGGUCAGUGAAGUUGUGGCUCAGAUGCUAAGAGAAGUGUCUACGUUAGAGAUCACUGCUGAGAAGGAGCGAAUCGCUGAGGAGAAACGCAAGCUAGAGGAAGACAGGCGGAGAAAGGAACGAGAGGCCUUACUGGACAAGCUGAGCUCAGAGCUUUGUGCUGAAAUCAGUGAGGAGGUCCUUACCCAGUGCACCAGGGAAAUGGCUGAUGUGGAGAUAAAACUUGCACUGGAGGAGAAGGCUGCACGUGUGACUCAGUGCACAGAGGAGGUGUGUAACAGCUUAGUGGAGGAGACAUUGGAUAUGGAGAUUGUCUGCCUGGCCAGAGAGGUGUUGGAUGCACAAACACGGCAGAUACACAAGUUCAUUAAGAGGUGGCGUGAUGUGGUAGCAGUACGUAGACAGUUGAAGAGGCAGAUGCGUGGAUUCCCUGCAGCUCCAUGUUGUGUUGACCCUCGUUUCAAGCUGAAGGCUUUGGUCCCGAGUGCUCCAUCCUUCCCAUCUAUCGACACACUUGCUCGAGGCCUCAUCAACCUGGGCAAUGCUGGGAACAUGGUCGUGUCCUGCACAAGGUUACUAAAAACAAGGAAUGACACCAUCCGCCAGAUGCGAAAAGACUACUAUUACAGUUUGUUAUUAAGUGAGCGUGUGUGGUCUCCUCUCGACCUGCCCACUCUGGUGGCUGAAAGCACCCCUAAUCCACCUGACAGAAUCUUCUGGAAAGCCACUCUUCUGCUUCCCAGUGACCAGGACAGUAACAUGAGCAGUACACUGACCAAAUGGCUUGAAGUUAAACUAGGUGGUGGAGAGAGGAUGGAGGAGAGCAUGACGGAGUCAGAAGGGAAGCUCAAAACUCUGGUCAUCAGUAACAGCUUGAGAGAUAUUGGACCAAAGACCCACAAAGUUCACCUCUGCAUAAAGGUGAGCCACGGGCCUCUGAGCGAGGAGGGGCAGAGCCACCUGGAGGAACAGAAUGAGCUCCUAGGUACCAGCUCCCUGCUGAUGCUACUGCCCCCUCUGCCCUGCACUGGGCUGGAUGAUGAGGACGUACCUCUGCUCUCUGCCCUCCUCCAGCUGAAGCAGGUUCAGCAGGCCAGUGGCUGGCACGCCGCACUGCCCCUGGCACUGCUCAUACCUGACCAACUUGAAGGAGCAGUUAAUGACCAGAAGUUAGAAGAAGUCCUUAAGCUGAAGACAUUAGUUCAAGAUGGGCUUAUUUCAGAAUACAUCUUUAUCCAUAUCUCAGGGAGCGUCACUGAUCUGCAAGGAUCCAAACAGAUUGCUGAAGCUGUGCGAUGGCUGAUUGCCCACUCUCCAGCCUCUACAGUCCUCUCCUCGCAGCCUCUGCUGCAGUUUGUAGAAGGAGGGCUGUGUCGCGAGUUUCACAGCAGGUUCCUUCAUGACAAGCAGGAGAGGGCACGAGCAGCUCUGCCAUGCCAGGAGCCGGAGGUAGUCAUCCAACUCUAUAACAGUGUGCUGGCCUAUCUGGCAGAUGUGGUCAGCUCUGAGAGGCUUGUUGGAAUCUCCUGGCCCCCACCUGAAUUCUCUUUACCUGAGAACAGAGAGCUGGUACCACAUCUGGAUUGGAAUUCCCCACAGCACCUGGCCUGGCUGAAAAGAGCGAUCUUCAGUCUGCAGAUUCCUGAGUGGGAAUGGCCUCCUCAAAAUGCUCCAUGGCCCCAUUUGUGUACAUCCAUAUUUGAGUACGUGUCCCAGAUCCCCAGCUCUGCCCAAAGCCAGCCCCUCCUCAUGUCACAUCUGGAGCACCUGCUAGCAAGAGUACGCUCUCAACACCUGCAGCGAGGCUAUGAUAGGCCUUCCUUUAAUCACAUACCCUGGGAUGACAUUUUGAUCCUCUGCAUAGAGCAUCGACUGAAAGACUGGCACUUAGCGGAGAGUCCAGUAGCAGCAGAUGCCUUCACUGACAAAGGAGAGAUUUUGGUGUACUAUUACAAAGAGCAGCUUAAAGAUUUUCUUCCUCCGGAGAGUUGGGUAGCAGCAGUGAGACGCACUCAUACAGAGAAACAGCAGAACACAGAAAGGUCAGAUCCGAGCUCCGCACUCCCGCUGACCCCAGCAGCACGGUUUCCCAGACAGAGACUGUUCCAGAGUCAGAUAGAGACAGGGGAUAAGCCUUCUGUUUUGGACAUCUCCCACACUCCUUCACCUCAGGAGCUGCUGCCUCAGCGACUGCUCUCCAGCAUUCAUCAGGAAAAGGCUCAAAGUCAGAGGUUUGAAGAACAGCUGCAGCGUUGGUUAGCGUUGGAUCCUCUGGACUCAGUUUCCAUACCUCUGUUUGUGCCUUCCACACUGCUAUCCAUGCCUGAAAUUCUUGUUCCCAAACAGCGCCACAGUGCAUCUGCUGCCUGCAUCACACAGGAACCCAAAACAGAAGACCCUGUUGAGGUGCCAAACACUUACAGAAGAAAGGGACCUGUGUCUCUAACACAGCAGCUGAAAGAGCUUGAUAGACUGGUAUUAGCAAAUCGAGAGGAGGAGCUGGCAUGCAGUCUCAAGCUAAACAGCCUACUGGAGAUUAUAGAAGACUGAGCAAUGCUGUCCUGCUACUGUUAUAACUGUGUUUCUGCAUGAUUGGUUAAUAUUUGUUGUACAGUAUGUUGAUAACCCGUUGUGACCUUAUAAGGUUCUCUCUGGGGUAAGAAUGAAUGAGGAUCCAUAUAAUACUCUAGUACCUUAUAAUACUAUGGUCACGACAUAUUUGGUAAAUGACAGAUUUUAUCCCUUUUCUUUCAUUUAUAAAUAUGCUGUAUUUUUUGAUUUUUAAACACUGUUACUUUUGUUAAGCUCAAGAAAUCGCUAAUAAAAGAAUCCAUCUAAAA